This is a messenger RNA of Trichoderma harzianum CBS 226.95, 915 nucleotides long. RefSeq lists its product as hypothetical. Lineage: Eukaryota; Fungi; Ascomycota; Sordariomycetes; Hypocreales; Hypocreaceae. Bases 378 to 878 code for a protein of 166 amino acids. The record is from RefSeq and is a predicted model, not a curated record. The transcript has a single exon.
UUAAAAUUGCAAAAGGAUGGAUGUGGUCUUGAACCUGGUGUUUCUACACGUGUAUCCACCGAAGAUCAGUUACGGCAUUGAGAAACCAUGUGGAUUGCCGCGAUGCUAAAUUUGGAUAUUUGCAUGGAGGCUGCUGCAUCCACCAAAUGCUUGGUACUCCAUACCGAGGAGGAGCAACCAAUAUAUGAUAUUCGUGCCUGGUGCGGAUCGAGAUGAGAGCCGCUGUCUAAGAACUCCAAAAUUCCACACUAGAAGUGGGAAGCCAGAGCGCAGUUGAGAACCGGGCGGGCGCCCUCUCGUCGAGCAAGAGGCUACUCGCCAGCUUGUGGCUUUGCUCAAAGAGCGAGCAGCAGUUGAAUUUGUGGUGCGCUGCGUGUAUGCGAGGCAUCACGCAUGAGUCUUAUUACCCAGUCGAAGAGUUAGCGAACCGGCGAAUCAGCCGUGCGUGUCCAUCUCCGUUCACCGUUGGGUCAAGCCAGGCCCGAGAGGAGAAAAUAGCGCACGACAAGUCGCCUAGCAGCCGACACAGCAAAUGGAUCAAUGGAUGUGGACUCCCGACUGUUUUCGCAAGCUCUGUCUCGGCCCCCCUUCUUGGCUCAUGUGGGCGCACACCGUGUCGCUGGUGGGAGACAUGCUCGAUGCCAUGCAUUAGCCGCGGCGAGGGGGCGAUCGUUUCGCUGCUCUUUGCUGACAGCCAUCGGCAAAAGACAUCUGUGAUCUGUUUUUCUGUCUGGUCAUCGGGUCUUUGUUGGGGCACUGCGACGCGGACGGCUGGGGGGCCAAAAAAAAACCACAUCCAAUGUUUUUUUCUCCCUUCUGUUUUGUCGCACUCAAUGCCUGACACGUUCCGUCUGCCCAACGCUCCAGCCCAAUGCUGAUCAGCAGAGAAAGCUCUUUUCCUUUGACUGUGGCGAG